UUUCUUAAUAAAAUUUCUAGCUAUAUCUGCAUGUUCACUACUUUACAUAUAAGAUCUGCAUAUAUGAAGACUUCCGCAGAACUGAGGUCUUGUUUCAACAUGACUUCUGGAUUCCUAAUUCUCAGUUUGCUGCUCAUCAUCUUACACGUGAUGACUGUUGUCACAGCUCAAGAUGGUUUACGAGGACCAACUUGUCGAACUUGCGGAGGCACAAAGAGUGAGUUUGAUUAUUCAAAGACCAGCGGGAAGGGACCAGCAUUUUGGGGAACGCUGAAGACUGAAUGGGCUACUUGCGGGACCGGAAAGUUGCAGUCGCCGGUGGAUUUGACGGUGAACGGAGUCGUCGACGUGGUUCCCCAGUUAGAGACCGUCACAAGGCGCUACAAACCUUGCACUAAUACAAUGCUCACUAAUAAGGGCACUAGUAUUGAGCUUGAGUGGGUUGAUGGUGGAGGUAUCUUUAUCAAGGGCAAAGAAUACAACCUCACCAAUACUCACUGGCACUCACCUUCCGAGCACACUCUUAAUGGCAACAGAUUUGACUUGGAACUGCAUGCUGUGCAUGCCGAUGAUGAACAGCCUCAGAACUUUGCCGUGAUAUCUAUUCUCUACAAAAUUGGUCACUCACCAGACCCAUUCCUCGCGAAGUUAGAGAGAAAUAUAUCAGCAUUUAUUGCCGAUGAAAGUGUUAAAGAGAUCGAGAGGGGAGUAUUGGAUCCAACUGAUAUCGGGAUUUCUGGGAGAGAAUUUUAUAGGUAUCAAGGUUCACUCACCACCCCUCCCUGUACUGAAAGGGUGGUUUGGACAGUUGAAGAACAGAUAAAAACUGUCUCUGCGGAUCAAGUUGAAUUGCUACAGGAAGCUGUUGAUGAUAAUUCAGAGAUGAAUGCCAGACCACUGCAGCAACUCAAUGGGCGUGACGUCCGCCUCUAUGUUGAUCAUUCUACUUGAUAAAUCAACUUGUUGUCUUCCCAGUACCCACAAAUAACUACCGAGGUUUCAUUAAAGCAACUCUCAGUAGUGUUAUUGUUUCCAUUCAUUUAUGAUCUGCUGUGUUGGUUUUGUUUGUACUGGGCCUUGUUUUGUUUAAAAUUCAAACUAUAUCAGCUUCAAUGCCUCAACUUGUGAAUUAAUUAGUUAAUUUGAUUUGAAAUUUUUUUCUUGAAA
Daucus carota subsp. sativus is the source of this 1167-nucleotide messenger RNA. Its product is annotated as alpha carbonic anhydrase 7. The record is from RefSeq and is a predicted model, not a curated record. NCBI's taxonomy places the organism in Eukaryota, Viridiplantae, Streptophyta, Magnoliopsida, Apiales, Apiaceae. The coding region runs from base 31 to 951 and encodes 306 amino acids. Gene Ontology annotation, molecular function: zinc ion binding; carbonate dehydratase activity. The transcript has 8 exons. Gene Ontology annotation, biological process: one-carbon metabolic process.